This is a messenger RNA of Erpetoichthys calabaricus (reedfish), 1083 nucleotides long. Its product is annotated as probable pancreatic secretory proteinase inhibitor. Gene Ontology annotation, molecular function: protein binding. The transcript has 4 exons. Lineage: Eukaryota; Metazoa; Chordata; Cladistia; Polypteriformes; Polypteridae. The record is from RefSeq and is a predicted model, not a curated record. The coding region runs from base 123 to 371 and encodes 82 amino acids.
CAGUAUAACCUCGACCCGCCUCCUUUUGUGGGAGGAGCUUCACUGAAACAAACCCGAAAGAAUUCAGAUUUCUAAAGCACAUCUUCAACGUCAAGCAACAUCGCGACACGCGCCCUCACACGAUGGCAGGCUCGACCUUCACACUGCUGGUUGUUUUAAGUCUUGCAACCCUGUUGCUUGCUCAGCCAAACAGCGCACCUUUUCCAAGUAAUCAUUUUUGUGGCAUAUACAACACGCCAGCUGACUGUCCCGACGAGCCCAGCUUGGUGUGCGGAGAUGACGGAAACACCUACAAGAAUGAAUGUCAGCUUUGCUUCGAGUACCUCUCUAGAAACAUGAUUCCUGUCAUCGCAAAAUAUGAAGGCUGCUGAAGCAACAAGGCACUUCAACUUGUCUGAGAAAUUGCAAAUUAAAUGUAUAAAUAAACAGGGCAAGUGGGUCAGAGGACAUUCAGUUACACUUCCUUAAAUAGAAAAUAUGAAUGAUUCCCAGCCUUAUGAAAUUGUGGUAAAUUAAAGAAAUGUAUGGAUUUUGGUUAUUUUUUUACCAUUUUGCACAACAACAUAUUUGUGCCUCUGAACAAAGGUGGAGAUGCUGAGUGAGUUCAAUGCAAGCAACUCUGGAAACGUGCAGAACUUUAUUAUCCUGAAAACAGGAAAAAAUAUAUUGAAAUAGAAUUAUAAAAAAGGCCCUUUGAAAAAAAUAACAAUCAAAUAUUAUAUUUAAUGCAGUCGUCAUCACCAUUUAUCUUAAACUGGUGUACAAGUAAUUUUAAAAAAGAAAAAAAAAGGUAAACCUUAGCAGACUUAAAGAUGGAAUUCUUAUGUAUAGAUGAAAAGAAAACUGCAACAAUGGUGCAUUGCUUUGGUCUGUAUGUGUCUGAUUUAUGCUGUAAUUGUGAUUUUUAUUGCAUGCCAAUUCUUUCAACAUAAUUUUUAUUGUCUGAAAUGUUCAUUUGAUUUGCCCUUCUCGUCCCACCAUACAAAUGUAAUGUGCCUCCCUGAUCAGCAGUUCCUUCCUGCAAUUUUGUUAACUAGACAACAAUUUAGGUUUAAGUCACAUUAAAAACAAACUCUUAUUUCA